CCCGCCGCCUAUCGUCCUUCUUGACUUCACGCUCCACCCUCACGACAUCACGCCGCCAACGCCGCUGCCAUCAUGGCCUCAACUUCUCAACAACAACAAGAACAGCAGCCACCGGGUCUCACACCCGACCAAGUAUCCCUCUUCACAUGCCUCAGCGCAUACACCGACGCACUCGAUGCCCUGCCCCUCGACCUCACUCGCUCCUUCUCUGACCUCCGCGAGCUCGAUGCCGUCUUGGGUCCACACGUCGCCUCCCUCGUCGCGAGGAUCCACCAGCUCACAGAUGUAGUGACGUCGGCAAGUCGAGGACAGCUGCAUCAGGGAGCUGAGAUUAGUGCAGGGCAGCGACUGCUGCUGCUCAAGGAAUGCGCCGAAGAGGCCAGAGCAUACAAGAUGGGCGGAGAAGACAAGAUUCGUGUCGCCCUCAACACAUGCGAGACAAUUCUCUCUCACACAGACUAUAUAGACGCUAUCCUGGACCAGCUCUCCUCCCUCCCCGAAAUUGCCGCCAUCCUCGAGCCCUCAGGCGGCAAGCGAUCUCACGUCGCCGGCGAGCUGAGUGACGGCACUCCCAUCACCCUCGCCAGUGCCAAUGCUGCCACUUUAAUGGCUGGAGGAUCGGGCAUUUUCGCCAACACUGGGAGCCAGGCUGUAGCCGCUGCGGCUGCCGUUGCGGCCUUGAGCGCGGGCAAUGCGAGCAUGGCGACCUUGGCUGCGCAAGACGGCCUCAGCGGUGUCACUGUGCCUACGGGAAAGAAGAGCAUCGGUACAGGGGCUGGAGCUGCAGCCAAGAGGAAGACGGACGCGGCUGCAGCGGGAGGAGCAGCAUCAGCUACAGCUUCAUCGUCCAAGGCAGGUGCAGGGGGGGCUGGCUCAGGUGCAGUCAAGAAGCGUAAGACGGCUGGCGAUGCGGAUGGAAGCAAGAAGGGAAGCGCCGCUACUGGAGCAGCCUCUUCAUCGUCUGGCGCAGCAUCUCGCAAGAAGGCUUCAGCUGCAGCAGGUUCACCUGGCUCACCGGCGCUGGGAGGCAAGCGUGCCGCAGACGACGAUCGAGCCUCCUCCGCCGCCUCGUCUCGCGCAGCUCGAGCUGCCUCCGAACUCGAAGAGGUCCGUUCAUCUGGCACUCGCUCUAGACCGGCUAGAGCACCUCGUGCUACGGGCGGAAGCGGGUUGCGACGUCGCCUUGAUGAUGGCGACGAGGACGGCGAUGAUGGCGGGGACGAAGGAGAUGGACGUGGCCACAGCGAUGAAGCAGGUGAAGACGGACGCGGCGAAGGCAGCAGCAGCGCUCUCGGCCUCAGCAUGGGCGAUAAAGAUGAAGACUCACCAGGCCCGGCAGGUCGUCGCUUUGACUCUCCUCGCUCUUCUCACCAAGGCGGCACUGGACGCAACCGCAAGGAUGACGCCAAGGGACGACGUGGUCGCGCAACCAAGGGCGAAGGUGACGAUGACGCUGACGAUGGGGCUUCAUAUGCUGGCAGCAUGGCGAUGAGCCAAUCGGCCUCACAGCUACACCACAGCCUCUCUGGCCACGACAGCACUCUGACCUCAGCAGCUUCCGACCGAGGACUUGGAGGCAGUGCUGGCGACGGAAGCGGUGCAGGCGAAGUGGACGAACGACGCUACUGCUUCUGUGAGAACGUCUCGUACGGCGACAUGAUUGGUUGCGACGACGAUGGAUGUACGCGCGAGUGGUUCCACCUCGAGUGCGUAGGGUUGAAGGAGCCACCUAGUGGGACGUGGUAUUGUGAUGAUUGCCUCGAGAGGCGGGGCAAGAGGCGAGGGGGUAAAGCAAAGGUGGUCAGAAGUGAAGGCAAGUGGGGCGGUGGGGGUCAUGAGGUCAGCGGUGGGAAUGGCAAGUCGAGCAAGGGUGGUAGGCGAUGAGGCAUGGCGUGGCGUGGCGCGGCGCGCAGACACAUGGUGAAUUUUGAGCAAUGCAUGCAGCGCAGCGUUAGGUGACAUGUCUUUACUUCCUGCGCCCUCCCUUCUUGGCUGCUGCUGCGUUGGACUUCUUAACAGCGCUGCUCUUUGCACUCGAUGCGUCCUCUGGCAUAGCCGGUUGAGAUGCGGGAUCCUGACCCUUUCUACCACCCGAAACGAGAU
This is a messenger RNA of Jaminaea rosea, 2103 nucleotides long. RefSeq lists its product as hypothetical. Gene Ontology annotation, biological process: regulation of DNA-templated transcription. Bases 73 to 1884 code for a protein of 603 amino acids. The transcript is spliced from 2 exons. The record is from RefSeq and is a predicted model, not a curated record. Gene Ontology annotation, cellular component: nucleus. NCBI's taxonomy places the organism in Eukaryota, Fungi, Basidiomycota, Exobasidiomycetes, Microstromatales.